Molecule: messenger RNA, 1422 nt
Organism: Hibiscus syriacus
Lineage: Eukaryota; Viridiplantae; Streptophyta; Magnoliopsida; Malvales; Malvaceae
Exons: 4
Coding region: 128-1189 (353 amino acids)
Cellular component (GO): chloroplast
Source: RefSeq, a predicted model, not a curated record
UUUAUUGCACCUAACUCUCUCUUCCUCCUUUGAUUCUUUCCUUUGUCUCCAUUGUUUUCCCCUUUUUUCCCCUCUUUAUUUUUGUUCUCCUUCAUCCUGGGCUACCUGCCAGAAGGUCAACUUUAAAAUGAAUUUUCCCUUCAGAAGCUUACACGAGGAUUCCGCAACUUCUAAGAUGGAAAUCCUCAGAUGCCCAUUUUUGAGAAACAUUAAUGAGCCGACAAACUUCUCUUUCUCGUCGGCCAUGUUCGUUCCGCUGCCGGUACGGGGAGCCAAAGGUCCAAUUUUCGAAGACGAACCCAAUUUUGACACGGCAUUCAGGCUUUUCCAUGGACGGGAUGGAGUGGUUCCUCUGUCAGAACGAUCUUCUUUGCAUGCUAAGAAGGCAGAGCCUGAAACAGCCCCACCCAAGUUCAAUCCAUUGGCUGCAAAGGCAGCCACCAUUAGUCUCUCGUCCUUCGGACCGGGAGGGCCCUUCAGUUUCGAUGCAUUUUCCAAUAAGUGGAACAAUCGAAACGGAAAAUCAAAAUCAUCCAAGAAAGACUCCUCUUCAAAGGAAGGAAAUUCCCAUCACGAAGCAUUGGGCAAUGAGUGGCUGCAAAGCGGUAACUGCCCGAUAGCAAAGUCAUACAGGGCUGUUAGUGGUGUCUUGCCACUUGUUGCCAAGGUUUUUAAACCACCUCCGGGGAUGAAAUUUAGGUGCCCUCCUGCAGUGGUAGCAGCCCGGGCAGCACUUGCACAAACCACUUUCGCCAAGAACCUUCGCCCUCAAGCGUUGCCUACUAAAGUACUGGUGAUAGGGAUGCUAGGCAUGGCGGCAAAUGUUCCACUAGGGAUAUGGAGGGAACAUACUAAAAAAUUCUCACCAUCUUGGUUUGUAGCCGUUCAUGCAGCUGUUCCGUUCAUAGCCAUGCUCCGGAAAUCUAUCUUGAUGCCCAAGUCAGCUAUGGCUUUCACCAUUGGGGCAUCUAUACUAGGCCAGAUUAUUGGCUCUAGGGCAGAACGAUACCGGUUGAAAGCAGUAGCAACAAAACAAUUUGGUAUCGAGGAAUCCUCUAUUUCUGUCGCUGCUCUAAAUCCGCUAGAAGGUGUUGCCUCCAAGAAUGGCUGUUGCGGGAAAGACGUCAAAUGGAAUCCUGUUCGUCUUCAGGUGGCUAUGCCUUCUUCAUCAACAGACAUGUUUUGCUAAUCAGUUUGCUCAUUUGUAAGUUGAACUAUUGCAGUUCUGCAUGUUUUCAAACUACAGUUGGCGGCUGUUCGAUGCUUUAGUGUUCCUUUCUCUGUACCAGACACUUUUAAUGGUUGUUAUUCUCUCUGAAACCAUGGCUGUUAAAGGAUUGACUUGGUAAACACUGGCAAGUGCAAUAUUCCAUGGAAAUAUAUUAAUAAAAGGUGGCUGCCGGCUGCCUUUAUAAGCUUGCA